ACACUUUCAUCGACUAAGAGCGUUUUCAAGCACAAGAAAGUCAGAAAAAGUUAGAAGCUACAAAAGUAAGGAAAAAACAUGUAUUAAGAAACAAAAGCAGUUAAAAAAAUAUAUUCGCAUAAAUGAUUUAUAAAAAUAUUAUAUACAAUCAAUCAUGUAGUAGAUAUUAUUGUAUAAAUAAUAUUUUCUUAAUGUGAUUUGACUCUUUCACUUGAGUCACUAUAAGAAGUGUUACCCAGAAGCAAAGGUUGUGUUUGGCUCUUUCACUUCAGUAUUGUUUGUCGAAGAGAAUCAAAAAUGGUGGUGAAGGUGUACGGUCCCCACUGUGCUUCCACCAAACGGGUGCUGGUUUGUCUCAUUGAGAAGGAGAUCGAAUUUGAGGUUGUCCCUGUCGAUGUCACUAAGGGCGAGCACAAAAAUCCCGAGUAUCUCAAGUUACAGCCCUUUGGAGUUGUUCCCGUCAUCCAAGAUGGAGACUACACCUUAUAUGAAUCACGUGCCAUAAUGAGGUAUUAUGCAGAGAAAUACAGAUCUGAAGGGGUUGAGUUGUUAGGGAGGACAGCAGAAGAGAGGGGUGUAGUGGAACAAUGGCUGGAAGUUGAAGCACAUAACUUUAAUCCACCGGCGUAUGAUUUGGCCGUGCAUGUUCUGUUUGGUCCAUUAUUAGGCAUCACUCCAGAUCCAAAGGUGGCGGAAGAGAGUGAAGCAAAGCUGGUGAAGGUGUUGGAUGUUUAUGAGGAGAGACUGUCAAAGAGCAAGUAUCUGGGUGGGGAUUUCUUCAGUCUUGCUGACAUAAGUCAUCUUCCAUUCACAGAUUACAUUGUGAAUAAGAUGAAUAAAGGGUAUUUGAUUAAAGAGAGGAAGCAUGUGAGUGCUUGGUGGGAUGAGAUAAGCAGUAGACCGUCGUGGAAGAAGGUUAUCGAACUCUACCAACCUCCGAUCUAGUUCUUCAAUGGAGUCUGCAAUUAUUGUCAUCUAUCUUUCUACGUGCUUCUUCUUCUUCUCUGUAAUAAGUGUACUCUUAGACUGUUGUCUGAAACUAAAUAAAUAUCUGUUUAACAA
Messenger RNA from Vigna angularis (adzuki bean), 1062 nucleotides. RefSeq names its product glutathione S-transferase F9. NCBI's taxonomy places the organism in Eukaryota, Viridiplantae, Streptophyta, Magnoliopsida, Fabales, Fabaceae. The record is from RefSeq and is a predicted model, not a curated record. Gene Ontology annotation, molecular function: glutathione binding; glutathione transferase activity. The transcript is spliced from 3 exons. Bases 298 to 945 code for a protein of 215 amino acids. Gene Ontology annotation, cellular component: cytoplasm.